UCAUCACAAACUUUUCACACACACAGAACUACUCUACAAGGAUUAUUGUAGUACAUAUAUAGUUCUUUCUCCAAUUCAAGCUAAAUGACUACUUCUAAUAAGGUUACAUAUAAUGGGGGCUGUGUAAUUGCCAUGCAGGGCAAGGAUUGUAUUGCCAUUGCCACGGAUCGUCGAUUUGGCCUGCAGUCGCACACCGCUGGCGAGGAUUGUCAGAAGGUUUUCCAUUUAUCGCCACGUUUGUAUUUGGGUUUGACUGGCCUGCAGACGGAUAUUAUGACUGUCUACAAUCGUCUGAUGUAUCGCAAGAAUGUUUAUGAGAUCAAUGAGGGUCGUGAAGUGUCGCCGAAAGUCUUGACGGAACUACUCUCCCAUUUGCUUUAUGAGCAUCGAUUUGGCCCAUUCUUUGUUGAGCCCGUUAUUGCCGGCCUGGAUCCCGAAACCCUCGAGCCCUAUAUUUGCUGCAUGGAUCUAAUUGGCUGUGCCAAUGUCACAAAUGAUUUUGUUGCUACUGGCACCUGUUCGGAUCAAUUGAUAGGCAUGUGCGAGAGCGUUUGGAGCCCGAAUCUAAAUGCAACUGAACUUUUUAAGACGAUUGCACAGGCAAUGCUGGGAUCCUUUAAUCGUGAUGCGGUCAGUGGUUGGGGCUCUAGCAUAUUUAUUCUUGAGAAGGAUAAGAUAACUGAGCGUUUAAUCAGAACGCGUAAAGAUUAGUUGCUGAAUUGAAAGGCUUUAUAGAUUGUAAUAUAAAUAAAGGUUUCAGGUGAUG
Molecule: messenger RNA, 766 nt
Organism: Drosophila novamexicana
Lineage: Eukaryota; Metazoa; Arthropoda; Insecta; Diptera; Drosophilidae
Product: proteasome subunit beta type-3-like
Exons: 1
Coding region: 85-711 (208 amino acids)
Biological process (GO): proteasome-mediated ubiquitin-dependent protein catabolic process
Cellular component (GO): proteasome core complex, beta-subunit complex; proteasome core complex
Source: RefSeq, a predicted model, not a curated record